GAGAGGAAGCUCCUGUGGACACAGACAGAUGGGCCCACCCUAUCUCUGAGGCAGCUCCGGGAGUGGCCUACUUUUCAGGAGUGUGACCUGCACGCGGAUUCAGCACCCUGCCUCAGUGUUAGGCGCUCUAAGACAGAUGUGUGGCAGCAGGAAGCUGACACCCGUGGCUGACGUGUCCACCCCGGGGAGAGGGCGUAGGGCUGCCAGGACCUCUCUGUGCACACUGACUCUGCUGAGAGUGGGAGUGACCCCACCCCACCCCCCGUUUCUGUGGGCGGGGAGGUGGCUGCGUCCCUUGCACUCUGCUGAGCCCUGGGUGGCUGCAGGUCCCUGCAGGAGCCUCCAUGCGUGGGGGUGGGGCAGGGCAGUUAUUUUCAGAUGGUGCCAGAGGAUAGAGUUUCAGAUUUGUUUACGCCUGUAGGAAGAACUUUGGAGCUAGGGGUGGGGUGCCCAGCUCAGCACUGACAUUCAGGACACCUGGCCAAGAGGCGCCUCAGAUUUCCCUGUCCUGCUGUGGGGGGUUCACUCUGCAGCCCCAGACAAGGAGGGGACGGUAGCCUUUUCCAGGAAAUCCGGGGGGGUGCAGCCACACAGUGGUCCUCUGGGUGGUCCUCUGCAGGCCGAGUGUGCCAGCCCACACACAGAAGGGGGCAGUUCACACGGAGGGCUGGCCUGAGGAUUGUCUGGGCCACACCAAGCAAAGCCAGCGCUAUUAAUAUCUGGCACGCACUAGCCCUCAGCUGUGUGAUCCUCUUAGACCCGUGGCCUUGGACGGCAGUGAGCACAGUUCUGUCAGUACGGUGGGGGCUCCAGGGCCUCCUAGCUGCUGUGCCUCUGCUGACAUUUGGCAGCUUCUGCCAGCGAAGCGUCUUAGCCCUCUGGCUCUCCAACCACUGUGCUGCCCAUAGGACUAGUCCUGCCCAUGGAAGGGCAGUUUGGGUGGCCAGAGCUCCUGAGUUGCCCUAGGGGACCGCUGUGGGUCUGAGGUGCUGAUGUCCCCUGUGACUGCCUGCACCUGAGCCCCACGUACCCCCGGGGCCGCUCGCAGUCCAGGAGUACCCACCCGUGUUCUCCGUCAUGAACAGCCCCCCAGCUUACCCUGGCAUCAGGAUUUCAGGGUGCCGGGCCCUUGGAGCAGAAGGCAGCAGCAAUGCAGAGUCCUUGGACAGGCUCCUGCCACCUGUGGGCACUGGGCGCUCUCCCCGGAAGCGCACCACCAGCCAGUGCAAGUCGGAGCCUCCCCUGCUGCGCACCAGCAAACGCACCAUCUACACGGCGGGGCGGCCACCCUGGUACAAUGAGCACGGCACGCAAUCCAAAGAGGCCUUCGCUAUCGGCCUGGGAGGCGGCAGUGCCUCUGGGAAGACCACUGUGGCCAGAAUGAUCAUCGAGGCCCUGGACGUGCCCUGGGUGGUCUUGCUGUCCAUGGACUCCUUCUACAAGGUGCUGACUGAGCAGCAGCAGGAACAGGCCGCACACAACAACUUCAACUUUGACCACCCGGACGCCUUUGACUUCGACCUCAUCAUUUCCACCCUCAAGAAGCUGAAGCAGGGGAAGAGCGUCAAGGUGCCCAUCUAUGACUUCACCACACACAGCCGGAAGAAGGACUGGAAAACGCUGUAUGGUGCAAACGUCAUCAUCUUUGAGGGCAUCAUGGCCUUUGCUGACAAGACGCUGCUGGAGCUCCUGGACAUGAAGAUCUUUGUGGACACAGACUCUGACAUCCGCCUGGUGCGGCGGCUGCGCCGAGACAUCAGUGAGCGCGGCCGGGACAUCGAGGGUGUCAUCAAGCAGUACAACAAGUUUGUCAAGCCGGCCUUCGACCAGUACAUCCAGCCCACCAUGCGCCUGGCAGACAUUGUGGUGCCCAGAGGGAGUGGCAACACGGUGGCUAUCGAUCUGAUCGUGCAGCAUGUGCACAGCCAGCUGGAGGAGAGGAAGCUACGUUGGGAUAUGGCUGCACUGGCCUCAGCACACCAGUGCCACCCCCUGCCCCGGACGCUGAGCGUCCUGAAGAGCACGCCGCAGGUCCGGGGCAUGCACACCAUCAUCAGGGACAAGGAGACCAGUCGCGACGAGUUCAUCUUCUACUCCAAAAGGCUGAUGCGGCUGCUCAUCGAGCACGCGCUCUCCUUCCUGCCCUUUCAGGACUGCGUCGUGCAGACCCCACAGGGGCAGGACUACGCGGGCAAGUGCUACGCGGGGAAGCAGAUCACCGGCGUGUCCAUUCUGCGCGCUGGUGAGACCAUGGAGCCCGCGCUGCGCGCCGUGUGCAAAGACGUGCGCAUCGGCACCAUCCUCAUCCAGACCAACCAGCUCACUGGGGAGCCUGAGCUCCACUACCUAAGGCUGCCCAAGGACAUCAGCGAUGACCACGUGAUCCUCAUGGACUGCACCGUGUCCACUGGUGCCGCGGCCAUGAUGGCAGUGCGCGUGCUCCUGGACCACGACGUGCCUGAGGACAAGAUCUUUCUGCUGUCACUGCUUAUGGCAGAGAUGGGCGUGCACUCAGUGGCCUAUGCAUUUCCACGAGUGAGAAUCAUCACCACGGCGGUGGACAAGCGAGUUAAUGACCUUUUUCGCAUCAUCCCAGGCAUUGGGAACUUUGGCGACCGCUACUUUGGGACAGACGCGGUACCCGACGGCAGUGACGAGGAGGAACCCUACACGGGUUAGCCGCUCAGUGAGCCGCCCCGUCGCCACUACCCUCCUCCUGCCUCCAGACCCAGGAUUGCUGAAU
Molecule: messenger RNA, 2743 nt
Organism: Cebus imitator (Panamanian white-faced capuchin)
Lineage: Eukaryota; Metazoa; Chordata; Mammalia; Primates; Cebidae
Gene: UCKL1
Product: uridine-cytidine kinase 1 like 1
Exons: 15
Coding region: 1078-2679 (533 amino acids)
Cellular component (GO): cytoplasm
Molecular function (GO): ATP binding; kinase activity
Source: RefSeq, a predicted model, not a curated record